AUGUCAAACCAAAUAAAUUAAAAUAAGCAAAAAUAAGUAAAAGUUAAAGGUAGUUCUACAUUCCUGCAAAGGUUGUGCUGCUUUUCCUAAAAUAAACAAAUUUCGUCAACUAAAAUAAUUCCUAUUAACCUUGAACAAAAAAUGAAAUAAUUAAACAUUGAAAAAGGUCUGAAUAUCUAAAAAGAGUAAUAAAAAGACUUAGUAAUUUUUGGUAAAUAACGUAGGUUUCCAACAAUUAUAAUCGAAUAAUUUACAAACUCAAUUGAACUCUCUGUGAUCACAGACUAGUCUAAUAAAGAAUUUGAAAAUAUAAAUACUUGCUAAAGUACUCCGAAAUCAAAUUCAAUAGAAAAGUAGUAGCGUAUUUCUUCUCCUAAUCAUUAAGUUUCAAAUAAAAAAUUUGAGCAUAAUGUCUAAUGCAACGCCUUUUCUCAUACAAAUGUAAAUUAGAAUGAAAUAUAAUAAUUCCAAGAUGAGCAAGCAAUCUAUUAAUAGGCUUAUUUAGAAUAUAAAAAUCAUUAAAGCUAAUAGACUAAAAAAAUUGCAGAAUCAUUCAAUAAGUUUCUACUCAAACCAAGUACUAGUCCUAGAGUGCAGCAAUUAGAAAGUUAAUCUUCUACUAAUUGGCAAGAUGCACAAGAGUAAAUGAGCUAAAUAUGCUAGUCUGAUAUUAAUAAAAUAAAAUAAACUAAUCGCCUUAAAGAUAAAAAGGAAGGCAUCGAGAUAAAAUUUUCUGAAAUAGAAGACAAAAUUGAUUACAUGCUAAGCUAGAUAGAAUAAAAAUACUAGCUAUAGGAAUCUUAUUCGCUGCAAGUAAAUUCUGCUAGAUCUCAAUAAUCACUUUGUAAGCAGCAGCAAAUGAAAUUUUAAUAAAAUCAAAAUAGUUUCCUUUCAUAAAGAUCAUAAAAAUCUUGUAUUUCAUAAAAAAUUGAUGAUUCAUUUACCCAAGAAGAAUACGAUGAAAUAAUGAAAGAAAUAAUCAUUGGCUAUCCUAACUAUUUCAAAAGAACUCUCUAGGGUCUUUUGAUAAUCAAAAAAGGAUAGUAAAGUCUAGUAGAAUAAGAAAUAUCAUAAAGAUUAUAAUAAAAAUGGAAAUAAUAAAAAGUUAAGUCAUCUAAUGUAGCUAUAGAGAAAAUAACUCUAUAAAUCCUAGAAGCAAGGAAACUAUUUCUUUAAGAUUCAGCUAGCUUUUGA
Molecule: messenger RNA, 1194 nt
Organism: Stylonychia lemnae
Lineage: Eukaryota; Ciliophora; Spirotrichea; Sporadotrichida; Oxytrichidae
Source: the annotation of a GenBank genome assembly